AUGAGGGAGAUCCUCCACGUUCAGGGUGGGCAAUGUGGAGACCAGAUUGAUUCCAAGUUCUGGGAGGUGGCGUACGACGAGCAUGGCAUCAUCCUCACGGGGCGCUAUGUCGGCACCUCUGAUCUGCAGCUGGAGCGUGUCAAUGCGUACUACAAUGAGGCUUCGUAUGGUCGCUUUGUGCCCUGUGAUGUCCUUGUGGAUCUUGAGCCUGGUACUAUGGGCAGUGUCCAUCCAGGACCGUACAGGCAUAUCUUCUGCCCCGACAACUUUAUGUUUCGGCAGUCUGGUACUGGUAACAACUGGGCCAAGUGUCAUUACACUGAGGGUGCUGAGCUCAUUGAUUCUGUUCUUGAUGUUGUCAGGAAGGAGGCUGAGAACUGUGCUGAGCUCAUUGAUUCCGUUCUUGAUGUUGUCAGGAAGGAGGUGUAG
Molecule: messenger RNA, 429 nt
Organism: Triticum dicoccoides
Lineage: Eukaryota; Viridiplantae; Streptophyta; Magnoliopsida; Poales; Poaceae
Product: tubulin beta-5 chain-like
Exons: 1
Coding region: 1-429 (142 amino acids)
Biological process (GO): microtubule-based process
Cellular component (GO): microtubule
Molecular function (GO): GTPase activity; GTP binding; structural constituent of cytoskeleton
Source: RefSeq, a predicted model, not a curated record